AUGGAUCAGAAGUGGAUCUCAAUGAUCGUACUGUUCUCAGCUGUGUGUGGUGUAUCUCCAUACGUUCCUCAUCGGUAUCACUUUGUGAAUCAGAGUAAAACCUGGACUGAAGCUCAGAGCUACUGCAGACAGACCUACACUGAUCUGGCCACCAUCAACAACAUGGACGAGAUGAAGAAGCUGAACGAUACUCUGAAGGAUAAAGCUCAAGGCUCUGUUUGGAUUGGUCUGAACAGAGGGAACACUGGGAAAUGGGGGUGGUCUCUGGGAGGUGGAAAUUUCUACAGUGUAGGAGAUUCAUACCGGAACUGGAACACGAAAGAACCAAAUAAUGAUGGGCGGAAUGAGUUCUGUGUUGCGAUGUAUAACCAAAGUGGAACCUGGCUUGAUGAGGGCUGUUGGAAGACUUAUACUUUUGCUUGUUUUGACGAAAAGAACACACAAACUAAAAGUUAUGUGUUUAUUAAUGAGGCAAAGAGCUGGUAUGAAGCUCAGAGCUACUGCAGAAAGCAUCACACUGACCUGGCCAGUGUGAGAAACCAGAUAGAGAACCAGCAGAUCUCGAGUGUGGGAAUAGCAGUCGAACGGUUUUGGAUCGGCCUGUUUAAAGACUCCUGGGAGUGGUCUGAUCAGAGCAGCUCCUCCUUCCGAUACUGGAAUUCUAGCCAGCCUGAUAAUAAUGGUCUUACAAAAUGUGCUGCAGCUUCUGUGAAGGACCAGGGUCAGUGGGAAGAUAUAAGAUGUGAGGAACAGCACCCUUUCAUCUGCCAUGAGAAUAGGCUGAUCUUAAUCCAGCAGAAUUUGACCUGGAAUGGAGCUCUGAGAUACUGCAGAGAGAAUCAUGUGGACCUGGUCUCAGUUCACUCUGAGGAGAUCCAGCUCUGGGUGAAGGAUGUGGCUCAGAAAGCCUCCACUGAUCAUGUGUGGCUGGGUCUGCGUCACACCUGCACUCAGGGAUUCUGGUUCUGGACGAGUGGGUUUACCAUCUGCUAUGAUAACUGGGCUCCAGGUAACGGGACAGAAGGUGAAGACUGCAGUCCUGUAGAGAGAACCGGAGCGGUGCAGGCUAGAGGAGAUCAGAAGUGGGCCAGCAUGCCUGAGAACCAGACUCUCAACUUCAUCUGCAUCAAAUAUGAAGGUUAG
Molecule: messenger RNA, 1143 nt
Organism: Astyanax mexicanus (Mexican tetra)
Lineage: Eukaryota; Metazoa; Chordata; Actinopteri; Characiformes; Acestrorhamphidae
Product: macrophage mannose receptor 1-like
Exons: 4
Coding region: 1-1143 (380 amino acids)
Source: RefSeq, a predicted model, not a curated record